Molecule: messenger RNA, 3153 nt
Organism: Coregonus clupeaformis (lake whitefish)
Lineage: Eukaryota; Metazoa; Chordata; Actinopteri; Salmoniformes; Salmonidae
Product: ephrin type-B receptor 2-like
Exons: 16
Coding region: 106-3114 (1002 amino acids)
Biological process (GO): protein phosphorylation; central nervous system projection neuron axonogenesis; axon guidance
Cellular component (GO): neuron projection; plasma membrane
Molecular function (GO): ATP binding; transmembrane-ephrin receptor activity; protein binding
Source: RefSeq, a predicted model, not a curated record
GGUGAAUGUCAUCUCGUGUCCGUCAGCAUUUGCUGUCAAUGGCUUUCAUGAUUUAUUUUAUUUGAAUGUCUGGGCUUUUUACACUUUCGUCCAAAGAAACCAAUAAUGGGUAUUCUAUGGAUUUUAUGGAUAAUACCCACCGUAAUAGCUGUAGAAGAAACACUAAUGGACUCCACCACAGCGACAGCUGAGCUGGGUUGGACAGUCUAUCCCGUGUCAGGGUCCAGUGACAACAGCUGGGAGGAGGUGAGUGGAUACGACGAGAACAUGAACACCAUCCGCACCUAUCAGGUGUGCAACGUGUUCGACAACAACCAGAAUAACUGGGUCCGCACCAAGUACAUCCGGCGCCGGGGUGCACAGCGCAUCCACGUGGAGAUGAAGUUCUCCGUGCGAGACUGCAGCUCCAUCCCCAAUGUGCCCGGCUCCUGUAAAGAGACUUUUAACCUGUACUACUAUGAGUCGGACUCGGACACUGCCAACAAGGUGUCCCCGGCCUGGAUGGAGAACCCCUGGAUCAAGGUGGACACCAUCGCAGCCGACGAGAGCUUCUCCCAGGUGGACCUUGGUGGCCGGGUGAUGAAGAUCAACACAGAGGUGCGGAGCUUUGGCCCCGUGUCCAAACAUGGCUUUUACCUGGCCUUCCAGGACUACGGCGGCUGCAUGUCGCUCAUCGCCGUACGUGUCUUCUACCGGAAGUGUGCCCGCGUCAUCCAGAACGGGGCCGUGUUCCAGGAGACCCUGUCAGGGGCGGAGAGCACCUCUCUAGUGGCAUCACGUGGCGUGUGUAUUCCCAACGGGGAGGAGGUGGACGUGCCCAUCAAGCUCUACUGCAACGGGGAUGGCGAAUGGAUGGUGCCCAUUGGGCGCUGCAUGUGCAAGGCUGGCCACGAGGCUGUAGAGAACGGGACUGUGUGUAGAGCUUGUCCAUCGGCCUUCUUCAAGCCUAUACAGGGUGAUGCAUCCUGCAUGCAGUGUCCAAUCAACAGCCGUACCACCAACGAAGGAGCCACUAACUGUGUGUGCCGCAACGGUUAUUAUCGCACCGACUCAGAUCCCAUCCAGAUGCCCUGCACAACGGUGCCGUCUGCACCUCAGAAUGUUCUGUCCAUCGUGAACGAGACAUCUCUGAUGCUGGAGUGGCAGCCUCCUAGGGAGUCAGGUGGUCGUGAGGACGUGGUCUUCAACAUCAUCUGUAAGAGCUGUGGAGGGGGCCGGGGAGGCUGCACGCGCUGUGGCGACAACGUCCAGUUUGUACCCCGCCAGCUGGGUCUGACUGAGCCCCGGGUCUACAUCAGUGACCUGCUGGCCCACACACAGUACACCUUUGAGGUGCAGGCCGUCAACGGGGUCUCCGACCAGAGCCCCUACUCACCACAGUACUCCUCCGUCAACAUCACAACCAACCAGGCUGCUCCGUCGACAGUGUCCAUCAUGCACCAGAUUAGUCGUACCGUGGACAGCAUCACUCUGUCCUGGUCUCAACCAGACCAGCCCAAUGGAGUCAUCCUGGAUUAUGAACUACAGUACUAUGAGAAGGACCAGACCGAGUACAACUCAACCAUCAUAAAGAGCCAGACCAACACAGUGGUCAUCCGCGGUCUCAAACCAGGGGCAAUCUAUGUGUUCCUGGUUCGCGCCCGGACCGUGGCCGGAUUUGGGCGCUACAGCGGCAAGCUCUACUUCCAAACCAUGACUGAAGAGGAGUACAACACCAGCAUUCAGGAGAAGCUGCCUCUCAUCAUCGGCUCUGCAGCUGCAGGUCUGGUCUUCCUCAUCGCAGUGGUUGUCAUCGUCAUCGUCUGCAACCGGCGUGGCUUUGAGAGGGCAGACUCGGAGUACACAGACAAGCUGCAGCACUACACCAGCGGCCACAUGACUCCAGGAAUGAAGAUAUAUAUUGAUCCGUUUACAUAUGAGGACCCCAACGAGGCAGUGAGGGAGUUUGCUAAGGAGAUUGACACUUCCUAUGUGAAGAUUGAGCAAGUCAUUGGCGCAGGAGAGUUCGGGGAGGUGUGCAGUGGGAACCUGAGGCUCCCAGGAAAGAGGGAGAUGUUUGUGGCCAUCAAGACGCUGAAGUCGGGCUACACGGAGAAGCAGAGGCGGGACUUCCUGUCUGAGGCAUCCAUCAUGGGUCAGUUUGACCACCCCAAUGUGAUCCACCUGGAGGGUGUGGUCACCAAGAGCGCCCCUGUUAUGAUCAUCACUGAGUUCAUGGAGAACGGAUCACUGGACUCCUUCCUCAGACAAAACGACGGCCAGUUCACAGUGAUCCAGUUGGUGGGCAUGCUGCGUGGCAUCGCCUCAGGCAUGAAGUACCUGGCCGACAUGAACUACGUCCACCGCGACUUGGCCGCACGCAACAUCCUGGUCAACAGCAACCUGGUCUGCAAGGUGUCUGACUUCGGCCUGUCCCGAUUCCUGGAGGACGACACGUCAGACCCCACCUACACCAGUGCCCUGGGAGGGAAGAUCCCUAUCCGAUGGACAGCCCCUGAAGCCAUCCAGUACAGGAAGUUCACGUCCGCCAGUGAUGUUUGGAGCUACGGCAUCGUCAUGUGGGAAGUCAUGUCCUAUGGAGAGAGACCUUACUGGGACAUGACCAAUCAAGACAGCCUCAUAGCAACCCUUAGAGAUCUGUGUCUCCCCCUGCAGGUGAUCAAUGCCAUAGAGCAGGACUACCGGCUGCCCCCUCCCAUGGACUGCCCCUCGGCCCUGCACCAGCUCAUGCUUGACUGCUGGCAGAAGGACCGUAACAACCGGCCCAAGUUCAGCCAAAUUGUCAACAACCUGGACAAGAUGAUCCGCAACCCCAACAGUCUGAAGGCCAUGACCCCGCUGUCUUCAGGUGUCCAUCUUCCUCUCCUGGACCGCAGUGUUCCAGACUUCUCCAGCUUCAGUACUGUGGACGAGUGGCUGGAUGCCAUCAAGAUGGGCCAGUACAAAGACAACUUUGCCAACGCUGACUUCACCAGCUUUGAUGUGGUUUCCCAGAUGACCAUGGAUGACAUCCUGAGUGUGGGCGUGACGUUAGCAGGCCACCAGAAGAAGGUCCUGAACAGUGUACAGAUGAUGCGCGCCUCCAUGAACCAGAUCCAGUCUGUGGAAGUUUGACCAUCCAGAGUGGAGAGGAGAGGAGAGGAGAGGAGAGGA